Molecule: messenger RNA, 2876 nt
Organism: Zerene cesonia (dogface butterfly)
Lineage: Eukaryota; Metazoa; Arthropoda; Insecta; Lepidoptera; Pieridae
Gene: cta
Product: guanine nucleotide-binding protein subunit alpha homolog
Exons: 3
Coding region: 224-1351 (375 amino acids)
Biological process (GO): adenylate cyclase-modulating G protein-coupled receptor signaling pathway; Rho protein signal transduction
Cellular component (GO): heterotrimeric G-protein complex; brush border membrane
Molecular function (GO): guanyl nucleotide binding; GTPase activity; G-protein beta/gamma-subunit complex binding
Source: RefSeq, a predicted model, not a curated record
GUAUUUCACACAGCCUAUUUUUCAUUUUAUUUUUCUCAAUGAGUUUGGGAGGGGUGGAAUGCGUGCGUACGUUUUAUUCACGGGCUUUUUGUUUAAUUUAUUGAUAUCGUUUUUAAACAUUGUGGAAUGGUGAAAAUGUGUUUCAUGUCUAAUGCGAACAUUGAUAUAAGUGCAAUAAUUGCGUGUUGAAUAAGUUUAAAGUGUGUGUUCCUAAUCAUGCAAAAUGGCCAACGAUUUCUGGUCAUGUACCUGUUGUACCGAAGCAUUGACUUGUUGGUUGCGUCUGAAGCUGUCUCCGGAGGAGAUAGAGCAGCGGUACAGAAGCAAGGAAAUCGAUAGAAUUCUUGAAAAGGACAAACAAACGCUACGGCGACAGGUCAAACUUUUGCUACUUGGUGCGGGUGAAAGCGGAAAAUCAACAUUCCUGAAACAGAUGAGAAUAAUACACAAAGUCAAAUUUGAGCCGGAAUUAGUGCGCGAGUACCAGCAUGUGAUAUAUCAAAAUAUAGUGAAGGGUAUACAAGUGCUAGUUGAUGCGAGGGACAAGCUAGCAAUUCCGUGGGAAAACCCAAGGAAUCUGGACGUUGGUCAGCAGGCCCUGCACUUCAACAGUUCUGUGUCGCUUGACAGUCGAUUGUUUAUGCAUUAUGCACCUCAUAUACACUCCCUGUGGUUGGACAGGGCCAUAAAACGAGCAUAUGACAGGCGGAGAGAAUUUCAAUUGAGCGACUCGGUGAGUUACUUCUUCGGCGAGCUGGAGCGCAUCGCGCGGCCGGACUACAUCCCCUCCCACCAGGACAUUCUGCAUUGUCGGAAGGCCACCAAGGGCAUCACGGAGUGCACGAUCAAUAUCAACAAUGUGCCAUUCGUGUUCGUCGACGUUGGCGGCCAGAGGACACAGCGGCAGAAGUGGACGCAGUGCUUUGAUUCCGUCACCUCCAUACUGUUCCUGGUGUCCUCGUCGGAGUUCGACCAAGUUCUGUCAGAGGACAGGAAAACGAAUCGUCUGGAAGAAGCGCUCAACAUAUUCGACACGAUCGUGAACAAUGUGAACUUCAAAGGGAUAUCGAUAAUUCUAUUCCUGAACAAAUCCGACCUGCUCGCGAGGAAGGUCGCCAGCAAGGAGACGGACAUACGCUGGUACUUCCCGCACUUCACGGGCGAUCCGCACAACCUCCGCGACGUGCAAAUGUACAUACUCAACAUGUUCGCGAACGUUCGCAGGGAACCAAAGACAACGCUCUACCAUCACUUCACAACGGCCAUAGACACGCACAACAUAGAGGUGGUCUUCAACUCCGUCAAAGACACGAUUCUCAAUCGAAAUUUGGAAUCGCUUAUGUUACAGUGACGUAACAGUUCCGAAUUCAAAUUACUCUAAAUGUGAUAGCUCGAGAAUGGCGAAUGACUGAUGGCGCGAAAAUUCCUUUUAUAAUCUGUUGUAUUUAUAAUCUGCAUAAUAGGAUGAUUUAAAAGACAAGGGAUAUGUGAUUGUUACGGCGUUACACACGACGGCCUACUUUUGUAGUGUUUGUAAAAUAUGGACGGUUUACCGAAGUAAUGUUCUGGUGUGUGUAUAGUAUAUCAUAUCGUAAUGAUAAAAUUUGUAUAUCAGUAUAUUUAUGACCAAAAAUAUAGAUCGUGCACUUGAUAAAUUACAUUAUUAUGAUCACUUUUGGAUAAAUUUAUAUAUGCGCUUAGUGAACGUGUAUACACGUGAAAAUGUAUGAUAAAUAGAGUGAGGAUAUAGAUUUAUCUCUUUCGUGUAUAUGGGAGAAGAAAAGAGAUAGAGCUAUGUCUUCAAUGUUAGCUUAGAGCAAGAAAAACUCAAUUUUUACAGAAGAAGCUUAUAUCAGGAGUAGAUGUAGUCUAAACCUGAAAGAGUAGCAAAAACCUCUGAACUGCCGAGAGUCAUAUCUAACUGUGCCAAGAUCGGAUGUGUGAAAUUUUAAGGAAAAAAGUGCUCAUUGACGACGCAAAACAAAAUGGCGUAAGCAGUAUAAUCAUUCUAUAUAAUAGCUAUGUGUUUCAUUAGUAUUGCAAAUAAUAAAUAUUAAUUAUUUUCCCUUUUAACUUACGAGUAAUAAAUUUAAAUUUACAAGUUCUAUUCAUACAGUAAUUCAAAAUUCGAAUGGAUUGAGCUUAGCUUUGGCUACUGAUGUGUCUUUGAAAAAAAAAAAAUUAAAAAUAAAAGAAAACAAGAGCACAAAUUCGAGUUCUUAAUUUAAAUUAGUUACAUGAUAUUUAAGCGAUAUAUAGUAAUGCAUUGCUAUUUGCUAGAGCAUUUCUAUUGUGACCCAAAUUCUUGCCGAUGUAAUCCGCUGUGACGUCAUUGGGCUCUUAAUAGGCGAGCUUUAAGCGUAGUUUAUUAGAGAACGCAUGUUGCUCAAAUGCAGCGCAAAUAAAUACUAAAGGAAAGACUUAUUCGAUAUCCCGAUAGGGGAAGAACAAUGUAAAUAAAGUUUAAUGACACUGUGAUGGAAUUUUUGGUAAUUUUUUAGGCUGUAAACAGCAACGAACGAGUUUUUAUAGACGCCUCGUUAGUUUUCCAAUCCCGUACGAUGUAUUUGUAUACCUUAUUUGCUGCGUAUUACUUAAAGAUCUGGUUUUCUAGUAUUUUGGCCGUGUGGUAUUGCAAUGAACAUUUAAAAUUGUGAUCUCGAUUACGACACGAUUAUUGAUUUUUAUGAAAUUCAACAAUAAUCAUUAUCAUAUGCGACGAUUAUUAAAUCUUUAGUUGAUUACAUCUUACGUCAUAUAUGUCAAAAUUGAUUCUGUAAUAAGGCAAGCCACGAGGUUUAUUAUUUACUGAAAUUGAUUUUCUAAUGAAAUUCGGCAUUUUUAAUCUGCAAAAAUCAAUUAAUCGAUACUUUAUA